AAAAAAUAUACAAACUGUGUUUCGUGCGAAUCCGAAGACAAACAAACAGUGACUUGGAUAACAAUUUGAAUUUCUUUCGAGACGAAUUCGAAUUUACUUGCGGGAAAUAGUGCGGGCGCGUUUCGAAAAAAAAUCUCCGGAUUUUAGUGUAAUGAAUGAUCCGAAGCGAUGGGAAAUAUUAACCUCGUCGAAACCAGUGUGACAAACUUGCCGCCCGGAAAAAAUGGCGGAGUGUUCGUUUUCGAGAUGCAUUCAACAGAGAAGGAAUAUUAGAAGAGAGCUUCAAAGAUGGACAAAAACCAUGGUUCAUAUUGUCGGGUUGGAACGCAUCGCUGAGGAGUUGAUGGGUCGAAGGAAAUGGAAACUAUACCAAGAAUCCAUGUCGAGAAGUUAUCUGCAACCGUUGAACAACAAUAUAAAAAGAACAAACGAAGUCGAUACGGACGAGUAUCAUCAUCAGAAGGAAGCGAAGUCCAACCGCCUGCAAACGCAAACGCCGAACACCGACUCCGAAUCGGACAAGGACCAUUCGAAGCAAGGAGGAGGCAAGCAGGAAGCGCUGAACGGAACGGAGGGCGACAGGGCGAAAGAAGAGGAUCGCGAGGAGCGCCAGAAGGAAAACGAAAACGACUCGGACAGAUUGAAAGACUGGACGCCGCCAACCAAGUGUCAUUUUUGCGUGGACGGCAAGCUGGAUAGUGAACACACUGCGCACGGGGUGUUGAGUCCCCGUUUAUCGGACUCAGAUACUUCGGAUAGUCACAGUGACAGCGAAGUGCCCACAUCUCUAUUACCUACCUCUCGGGGGUUGCUCAACAACCACCAUCGUCACAGAUCUAACAUACAAAAUCCGGUACCGCCGCCGCUCGCAAUGACAACGAUCGAAAACAACAUGAUCGCCGCCGCCUCGUUGGCGGCGGCGAUAUCGGGCGGCCAGAGCCCCGUCGGCGCCCCCAACUCCAUAUUGCCCUUCUACAAUCACCCGAACCUGAUGACGCACGACCUGUUCCACCUGUCCAACGUCGUCCGGACGUUCCAGGCCGCCGCGGCGCUCAACGAGAAGAGCAACGGCAACACCGCCACCGGCGAGCAGCCCCUCGAUCUGAGCAAGGGGGCGGUGAACAACCAGAGCGCGCCCCAAGGCGCCGACCACAGGACCGAAGCCGGCGCCAAUCUCAGGCUGCCCACUUUAGAACAACGGCACAUAUUCAAUUCUGAUUCCAGAGCGAAGCCUAGGAUGUCGACGGUGGCCGGCCGACGGACCUACACCGAGGACGAGCUCCAGGCGGCCCUGAGGGACAUCCAGUCGGGCAAGUUGGGCACGCGACGGGCGGCCGUCAUCUACGGCAUACCCAGGUCCACGUUGCGCAACAAAGUCUACAAACUGGCGCUCGAGCGCGAACGCGAAUCGCACCUCAACAGCUCGACGCCGCUCGAGGACGAGACCAUGGAGGACGAGAACAACCUCUCCGGCACCGAGGAGGAGAAGGCCGUCGAGAAGGCCCUGCAGGGCCCUUUGGUCUCACUCGCCGAUAUUUUCCGAAUGACCGGCAGAGAUAUCCCCGAGGCUUUGAAGAAAAGCGACGAGGGGCAGGACGCGUGGGGCGGGCUGGACUACAGCGAGAUGGCGCCGUACCUGAACUUCCUCGCGUCGCAGAACAUGCUGAGCCAGAAGCCGGCGGACGGGCCGAUGGUGGCCGGCAUGAUACCGGAGCUGAUGAAGAAGAUGCUCGACGAUCACUUCAAGAUGCAGCAAAACGGCGACAGCGACAAGAUCGCGAGGCCGAGCCCGAGCAAUUCGGUGAUCAUCAAGCACGAGCGCACCAAAUCGGAAUCGGACAUGGAGACCGACGACGCCCCGUCGAAUGUGAUACUAAAAAUUCCGUCCUUCAGGCCGACGACGUCGAGUAAAAACGGAUGCGACGCCAUCAGGAGUCAAAUCGAACCAUCAGACGUAAUUCCAGCAGGCAGUAUACUGUCUCCUCCAGUGACCAGCGAAUCGGGCUCGCCGCCGAUAUUGCCUCCGAAGGGGCUGAACAUAAUGAAAGACGUGAAGGACGUCAUAGCUCAAAGCAUCAGCCAGAAGUUCCAUCAGCCGAUGGAGCCGCGCCGGCCGGUCAUCGACAUCGAUUUCAAGCGGAGCGGCUUCACGCCGCCCCUCGGCUCCGGCAUAUCGGUCAUCAAGACGCAGCAGGACCUGAGCAGGCAAUUCCAGCAGCAACAGCAGCAGCAGCAGUCGCCCAAACCGCCGCAGAGCGCGAAUAGUACGCCGACGGGCGGUAAAGGUACUCGGCCGAAACGAGGUAAAUAUAGAAAUUACGAUAGAGACAGUUUAGUGGAAGCGGUGAGGGCGGUUCAAAGGGGCGAAAUGUCGGUGCACAGGGCGGGUAGUUAUUACGGAGUGCCUCAUUCCACUCUGGAAUACAAAGUGAAAGAAAGACAUUUAAUGAGACCGCGAAAGCGCGAUCCCAAACCGAAUCCGGUAGACGAAAAAAUAGCGAGUCUAAAGCAAAACGACAUUCGCAACUCCCAGGAGAAGAUGAAGUCGAUGAUGAAGCCUCCGCAAAAGUUCUCGCCGACCUCUCCGAACGGCAUGAAGCUGCCGCUGUUCGAAUCGGGCAUCUCGCCGUUGACGGGCUUCAACGGGCCGCCGUUCCCGUUCUGGGCGCCGGCCGGCUUCCCGCCGAUACCCAUCGACUACGCGCGCAACCAGGCCAGCUCGUUCCCCGCCAGCCCGGACUUCUUCGCCUCGCAGAUGAUGCAGAAGCUGCAGGAGGAGUCGAGCCGGGCCGUGCCCCAGCAGUCCCCCGGCGGUCCGACCCUGUCGAAGAACGCCAGGCAGCGGGCCGAGUCGCUGCUGGAGACGACGGCGCCCAACGGGUCCUUCCUCGACGGCAUCAUCCGGUCCAGCCUGGAGUCCGGCGUGCCGGGCAGCGAGGACAAGUCGCUCAACGAGGACAAGAACGUCGCGCCCGAGAACAUGUCCAACAAGGCGCUGCUGGAUCAGCUGUGUCGAAAUAGCCGGCUGCCGCCUCUCUCCAAACCGCCCGCUUCGGAGGGCACGCACAGCUCCGAAGACGAGUCCUGUAGGAAAAGUAUUAGUCCAUUGAAUUAUACCACUGCGGAAACUUCGCAAGAUGACAACGAUGACGAUUCAUCGUCCCGAUUCGACAAAGACGGUGCGGAGGUGCAGAUGAUCGAGCUCUCGAACGAUUCGAACGCCUCGAGCGAGAGGAAGGUGAACGAGGAGGAGAGGCGACAGCCCAGGCUCUACGUGAAGCAAGACCUGGCGAAGCCUGAGAACCUGAAACCGGAAAUGCUGAUGCGCUUUCCGGAAGUACUGGCGGACGUGGACCACAACGGUUUGGCGGAAAGUGCGCCUAGCAGUGCCUCAGACAAUGACGGGCCGCAAGACUGACAUCAACCGCAACCAGAAAUGUUUGUACCUAUGCUAAGUGACAGAAUUUUAUACUGAAGACGUACUUUAUUAUGUAAACAAAAGAGAGAAAUUUUAGGAGAGACAAGUUUCCAUGUUGGAAAUUGUCGUGGUUGUAAGUAACAAAAAAUAAUAUGAGCGCGAAAAUGACGGUGUUUGUUGAUAAUUAUUUAUUGUUUUUUUUUAAUUAAUUUCUUUUUGAUUUUUCUAGAGUAGUCUUGUCGCUAAGCAUCAAAGCAGUUAGUUGUAUUAGGUGUUUUUGACUCUAAAAUGUAUAUUGAAAUUAUAAGUUACGUGAAAUAGUCAAACUUUGUUUUUUAGGUACCUGCGCUCUUUGUUUUUCGAAUGUUUAUCUGAGUAAUUACCUGCGAUUUAUAUUAAGAGAUGAAAUUUUUUGGGAUAUUCUAAACGGUUGUAAAAUUUUUAUAAUAUUUUUAUAAUACUUUUAUACAAUUUUGAGGAAAAAAAUCGGUUAAAUUAGUUAGUUUUUAGUGAUUUAUUGAAUAUCCUGUACCAAAAAGGAUUACUAGAUAAACAUUUUUGUAAUAUUCUUUACAUAACCGGUUAUUAAAAAUUGUUAAAAUUCGCUUUGUAUUUAAUUAGGCGGUUUGACUUUUACACGUAAAUAAAUGUUUAUUGUUCGAUGUAUUUGGCAUGUUCCAAAGUAAAAUAAUUAUAAAUGUCUUUUUCUAUGUGUCUUCGACGUCAAGUAUACCUCAGUCUGUAUAGAAAAAAAAAUCACUACCUACUACAUGUUCUCAUACAUUAAGAACUGCUUUGAUGAAGAGAAUUAUUACAUAUAUCGAAAACCCUUGGGAU
This is a messenger RNA of Phyllotreta striolata, 4255 nucleotides long. The record is from the annotation of a GenBank genome assembly. Lineage: Eukaryota; Metazoa; Arthropoda; Insecta; Coleoptera; Chrysomelidae.